AUGACUAUUCAAUUAUCUCGGUUAUUUCGGUUCAGUCCUGUAAGCAAAACCAUCACGGCAGCUGCGGAGCAAGAUAAGUCACUGGUUUUCUUUGUUACUGAUGAGGGCGAACUGAGCAACAAAUGGGAAAAUGACUACCUUAAGAACCAUGAGAUCCUCCGCCUACUCGAAAAGAGCUCAAUAAUCAUACGCCUUGAAGAAGAGUCCCCCGAAGCAGCAGUUCUCUGCGCUUUUUGUCCAGAGGAAAAGGCGCCCUACAUAUCGAUCGUCAAAAAUGGUGAAGUUCUCGCAAAUAUUCCCCACACGAUCAGCACCCAGUCUCAAUUCACCGCCGCCAUCCGUGCUGCUUUCCCGUCAGCCACCCCUCCAGUCAACCCCAAUACCCCUGCUGCCCUCUUCGCCGAGCGCAAAGCCCGACUUGAUGCGCAACAGGGCGCCCGCAAUGCCCAAGAGCAAAAAGAGCGGCUCGAACGUCUAGCCCGGGACAAAGCCCGCCGCGAGGCAGAGACGCCAGCCCGUAAAAAGUAUCUCGCGGAGCAAAAGAAGCUCCGUGAGGAUGAGAUCGCAGAGAAACGGCGGAUCUUGAUGUUGGUUGAAAACGACAAGAUAGAGCGCCGGGAGAGGGAGAAGCGUAAGGUGCAUGGGCCGGCACCGGCUCCAGUGCGUGAGAAAGAGGAAAAGAAGCCGGUGGCGAGUGGAGAGACGUUGAUGACUUUUCGACUAUUGAACGGGACCAUGUUGAAGAAUACAUUCCCGAGUGAGAGUAAAUUGGCCGAUGUCAGGAAAUGGUUGGAUAAGAAUCGAGGUGAUCCUCAAGUUCCGUACAACUUCCAGCAGAUAGCGCCCCUUAUGUUACUGUCGGCGUCUGAUGAAGACUUGUCGCUGGCAGAGCUUGGGUUCUCUCAUGGUACUACUUUGGUGCUUACCAAUAAGACCCAGGGUGGUAUGCCUAUAAACGUAGGCGAAUGGAAUCCUGAGUGGGCGGAAUAG
Morchella importuna is the source of this 990-nucleotide messenger RNA. RefSeq lists its product as uncharacterized. The transcript is spliced from 5 exons. Lineage: Eukaryota; Fungi; Ascomycota; Pezizomycetes; Pezizales; Morchellaceae. Bases 1 to 990 code for a protein of 329 amino acids. Gene Ontology annotation, molecular function: protein binding. The record is from RefSeq and is a predicted model, not a curated record.